AGCUUGAGGGGGAGCUCUGAGCUGGAGGUCCAUGAGCAGCCUCCCAGCAGGGAGAAGCCCUUCAGGUGUUUGGAAUGUGGGAAGAGCUUCAGUCAGAGCUCCACCCUGCUCCGACACCAGCAGAUCCACACUGGGGAACGGCCCUACACGUGUAGGGAAUGUGGGAAGAGCUUCAGGAACAGCUCUGACGUGAUCCGACACCAGCUCAUCCACACUGGGGCACAGCCCUACCCCUGUGGGGAAUGUGGGAAGAGCUUCAGCCAGAGCUCCACCCUCCGCACCCACCAGCUCAUCCACAGUGGGGAACGGCCCCACACGUGUGAGGAGUGUGGGAAGAGCUUCAGUGCCAGAUCCAACCUCCACACCCACCGGCUCAUCCACAGUGGGGCACGGCCCUACACGUGUGAGGAAUGUGGGAAGAGCUUCAGGGACAGCUCCCACCUCCGCAACCACCAGCGCAUCCACACUGGGGAACAGCCCUACACGUGUCAGGAAUGUGGGAAGAACUUCAAUGACAGCUCCAACCUCCACACCCACCAGCGCAUCCACACCAGGGAACAGCCCUACACGUGUGGGGAAUGUGGGAAGAGCUUCAGCCAGAGCUCCACCCUCCACACCCACCAGCGCAUCCAUACUGGGGAACGGCCCUACGAGUGUGAGGAGUGUGGGAAGAGCUUCAAUAACAGAUCCAACCUCCACACCCACCGUCACAUCCACACCGGGGAGAGGCCCUACAAGUGUAGGGAAUGUGGGAAGAGCUUCACCCAGAGC
Molecule: messenger RNA, 771 nt
Organism: Neopelma chrysocephalum (saffron-crested tyrant-manakin)
Lineage: Eukaryota; Metazoa; Chordata; Aves; Passeriformes; Pipridae
Product: zinc finger protein 239-like
Exons: 1
Biological process (GO): regulation of transcription by RNA polymerase II
Molecular function (GO): DNA-binding transcription factor activity, RNA polymerase II-specific; RNA polymerase II cis-regulatory region sequence-specific DNA binding
Source: RefSeq, a predicted model, not a curated record